GAUUGGAAUUGUUGAAGGGCAGUAGAGAGAAAAUCAAAGGUGAGCCAUGAAGCACAACAAUGUUAUCCCUAGUGGGCACUUUAGGAAGCACUGGCAAAAUUAUGUUAGAACGUGGUUCAACCAGCCUGCUCGCAAAACAAGGCGAAGGAAUGCUCGUCAAGAAAAGGCUGUGAAAGCUUUCCCUCGGCCUACCGCUGGACCCCUUCGACCUAUAGUCCAUGGACAGACGUUGAAGUAUAACAUGAAAGUGAGGGCUGGUAGAGGCUUCUCUUUGGAAGAGUUGAAGGCUGCUGGCAUUCCAAAGAAAUAUGCACCAACAAUUGGCAUUGCAGUUGAUCACCGCCGCAGAAACCGCUCCUUGGAGAGUCUUCAAGCUAAUGUACAGAGGUUGAAGACCUAUAAGGCCAAGGUGGUCGUCUUCCCACGACGUGCCCGCAAGUUCAAGGCUGGUGAUUCUACUCCUGAGGAACUAGCAACUGCCACCCAAGUCCAAGGCUCUUACAUGCCUAUUGGAUUAGAGAAGCCAUCAGUAGAGCUUGUGAAGGUUACAGAAGACAUGAAGUCUUUCAAGGCUUAUGACAAGCUCCGUGUUGAGCGAGCAAAUGCCCGUCAUGUCGGUGCUCGGUUGAAGAAGGCUGCUGAGGCAGAGAAGGAAGAGAAGAAGUAAAUGGUUCCAAGAUUUUAACUUGUGCGCCCAUAUGUUUUUGAGUGAAAAUUUGUUUGGCCUUUAAAUUUAGUAUCCUCCCUUUCCCUUAAUAUGUCCAAAACCUGAGUUAUGAGUUCGUUCAAUUUUGAAAUGAUUAGAGAUUUGUUUUUAUGCAAUAUCAAACAUACGCAGAUUUCAUAUAUAUUCCCUUUUUUUGUUUCUUA
Molecule: messenger RNA, 870 nt
Organism: Cucumis melo (muskmelon)
Lineage: Eukaryota; Viridiplantae; Streptophyta; Magnoliopsida; Cucurbitales; Cucurbitaceae
Product: 60S ribosomal protein L13-3-like
Exons: 5
Coding region: 47-667 (206 amino acids)
Biological process (GO): translation
Cellular component (GO): ribosome; cytosolic large ribosomal subunit
Molecular function (GO): structural constituent of ribosome; RNA binding
Source: RefSeq, a predicted model, not a curated record